Molecule: messenger RNA, 2922 nt
Organism: Podarcis muralis (Common wall lizard)
Lineage: Eukaryota; Metazoa; Chordata; Lepidosauria; Squamata; Lacertidae
Gene: CPA6
Product: carboxypeptidase A6
Biological process (GO): proteolysis
Molecular function (GO): metallocarboxypeptidase activity; zinc ion binding
Source: RefSeq, a predicted model, not a curated record
CAGCCGGCCCCCCCGCCCCUCCCAGAAAAGAAAAGCGCGCCGGGGGUGGAGGCUGCUCCACGCUGCUGCUGCUCCUCCCUCCCGCCUCCUGGCUCUGGCGGGCCGGCUCCUUUGUACGCCCGGCAGAAGCUGAGGGGCGUGCAGGGCAGCUCCAUCCUGGCUCUUACCGCGACGCGACCAUGAAACUUCAGGCGGCGGCGCCCGCGCCUUUUCUCCCGCUCCGGCCGCUGCUGCUGCUGCUGCUGCUGCUGCUCCUGCAGGCUGUGGCAGGACGAAGCUCCGCUUACGGCAACCGCUACGCCGGGGAUAAAGUGCUACGGGUUGUUCCUGAGAAUGAGAAAGCAGCAAAGACACUGAAGAUCCUUUCUCAACAACUUGAGGUAGACCUGUGGCAGCCUGGCAGCAUCUCCUACAUCUCAAAGGGUGCAGUUACAGACAUACGUGUAUCAAGGAACAAUUCGCAAAUUCUACUACCUUACCUGCAACAAGCAAACAUCCAAUAUACCGUCCUCAUAUCUGAUCUGCAAAAAGCAGUAGAAAAGCAAAGUGGUUUGGGGUCCUCCAGGAAUCGUAGAUCAUUACCAGGAUACAGCUAUGAAAUAUAUCAUUCACUGGAGGAAAUUCAGAGUUGGAUGUAUCAUCUGAACAAAACUCAUUCAGAUCUUGUCCACAUGUUCUGUGUUGGCAAGUCAUAUGAAGGAAGACCACUUUUUGUGCUAAAGCUCGGCAAAAGAUCACGCCUUUACAAGAAAGCUGUCUGGAUAGACUGUGGAAUCCAUGCAAGAGAAUGGAUUGGACCAGCAUUUUGCCAGUGGUUUGUGAAAGAAGCUCUCCAGACCUAUCAAAGUGACCCAGCCAUGAGAAGAAUGUUAAAUCAACUGUAUUUCUACAUCAUGCCUAUUUUUAAUGUGGAUGGAUACCAUUUUAGCUGGACCCAGGAUCGAUUUUGGAGAAAAACAAGAUCAAAGAAUUCAAGAUUCCGUUGCCAUGGCGUAGAUGCCAAUCGUAACUGGAAAGUGAAAUGGUGUGAUGAAGGGGCUUCCACCCACCCCUGUGACGACACAUACUGUGGUCCUUUCCCUGAAUCUGAGCCAGAAGUGAAGGCUGUAGCUCACUUUCUUCGCAAACACCGGAAGCAAAUAAAAGCUUACCUGUCCUUUCAUGCGUAUGCCCAGAUGUUGUUGUAUCCCUACUCUUACAAGUAUGCGACUAUUCCAAAUUUCAGCUGUGUGGAAUCUGCUGCUUUUAACGCUGUAAAUGCCUUGCAGUCAGUUUAUGGGAUAAGAUACCGAUAUGGCCCUGCCUCCAGCACUUUGUAUGUGAGUUCUGGCAGUUCUAUGGAUUGGGCAUACAAAAAUGGCAUCCCAUAUGCGUUUGCAUUUGAGCUGCGUGAUACAGGUCAUUUUGGAUUUCUACUGCCGGAGACCCUAAUUAAACCAACGUGCACAGAGACCAUGCUGGCUGUUAAAAAUAUAACCAUGCAUCUGCUGAAAAAAUGUCACUAGGGUUUGCAUCAAAGGGCCAAAACUGUAUUUCUUUUUAACUGUUAUUGAAAAUGUUUAUUACUUAGACAAUGUCAAGUCAAUGGAGCCUAGAAUCUGUCCUGCUGGUGGAGAUAAUCAAAGUGGGGGGGAUGACAUUCACACUGCAUGUAGGUUGAAGAGUGUGAUACAUAUUCAGGGCUAUGUGUAUAAUGGAAUCAUACCACUCAAGUGUAGACAUUGGUUUUGAGCUGGAAAGAAUAUGGGUUGGCAAGGCUGAAGAAAUUCAAAGAGCUGGGGAUGAGACUAUAGCAGAGACGGGGAACCUGUAGCCUUUAAAUGUGGGACUCUAACUCCUGCCAGCCACAGCUAGCAUGACCAGAGGUCAGGGAUGAUGGGAGUUGGAGUCCAGUGUGAUUUUCUUUGGACAGUGUAUGAAAAAUAAAUGUAAGCCCUGUCAAGGAGGGGGUCAUUUUCCCAAGUCCUCCCUCCAAGCUACUAAUCGAUCGCACACAGGCACUGAACGGGUUCCAGGUUUUAUUGACAUCUUCUCUUCCACCAACUACAGAGCAUCAAACAACAAAUUUAAAACAUGGCAUGUCCCGCCCCCCCCCCCCAGCAGGUUAAUUCAAAGAUUUAUAGGGGCUGGGGAAUGCUGGCAACCAGCCAGCCCCAUCACAUGCUCCCACUUUGGGGACUAAUUGUUACCACCUUCCUGAGGGGCCCCACCCAGCAGUACUUGCUCACAGGAUCACUACUUCAUGACAAGACCUGGCCCUCUGUUAUUAGCAUAAAUAAUUGUUGUGGUGCUUACCACAGCAAUUAACACAUCGUCUAUGUGUUGGCAAGAAUGGACUGUACAAGGAGUGGGCAACCUUUGUUUGUCAAAAACUGUAUUUCCUCAAUGGUAGUUCGUUGGGGGUCAUAUACCAGAAGUGAAAGCAGAAUAACAUGGAUGGGACAACUAAUUUUCUCUUUCUGCCACUCCUUUCCCUCCCAACUACCCACCUUUUUUUCUCACCCUCUUUUUUCUCCCCCUUUUUCUCUUUCAGUCACCAUUCUCCCCCCCCCCCCAUAUUUUUCUGCUUCUUGAAAUUUGGCUGAGGGCCACAGGUUGCCCACACUCAGCCUGGAGAAUAAAAUAUGUGAGCCUUAUUGCUUAGGGGGUUGUGGAACAGUGAUCCAGUCCAGCUGUAGUCUGGAAUUUUUGCUGAUGGACAACAUCCAUAUUUGGAUAUGCAGUAAGAUGUGCUUUCCAGUCUAGAAAAUGAUGGAGCUUCCACAUGAGAAACUCCUUCAUUGGAUUGGGGUGAAAAUGUGCAACUGUACUGGCCUUUGCUCUCUUGAUACUUCUUUUAACAUCAGUUGUAAAUGGAAAUUUUAUAUAUUUUGUUUUUAAUAACACCGGAACUUGUUAAAUAAAGCACAUUUUUAAUUAAAA